AUGGGGCCCUGUGGCCCUGGGGCUGCCACCCACUCCAUCGUGAGCAGCUGGGACUGUGGCUGGCACGGGGAAUGCUUCCUCAUCGUCCUGGUGUGCCUCAUCUUCAGUGUGCUGUCCACCAUCGAGCAGUACGUCGCCCUGGCCACGGGGACCCUCUUCUGGAUGGAGAUUGUCCUGGUCGUGUUCUUCGGGACAGAGUAUGUGGUCCGCCUCUGGUCAGCCGGCUGCCGCAGCAAGUACGUGGGCAUCUGGGGGCGGCUGCGCUUUGCCCGGAAGCCCAUUUCCAUCAUCGACCUCAUCGUGGUUGUGGCCUCCAUGGUUGUCCUCUGCGUGGGAUCCAAAGGGCAGGUGUUUGCCACCUCGGCCAUCAGGGGCAUCCGCUUCCUGCAGAUCCUGCGGAUGCUGCACGUGGACCGCCAGGGCGGCACCUGGAGGCUGCUGGGCUCCGUGGUCUUCAUCCACCGCCAGGAGCUGAUCACCACCCUGUACAUUGGCUUCCUGGGCCUGAUCUUCUCUUCUUACUUCGUGUACUUGGCCGAGAAGGACGCCGUGAACGAGGCUGGACGCGUCGAGUUUGGCAGCUAUGCGGACGCCCUGUGGUGGGGAGUGGUCACGGUCACCACCAUCGGCUACGGGGACAAGGUGCCCCAGACGUGGGUCGGGAAGACCAUCGCCUCUUGCUUCUCCGUGUUCGCCAUCUCCUUCUUUGCGCUCCCGGCGGGGAUCCUGGGCUCCGGGUUCGCCCUGAAGGUCCAGCAGAAGCAGCGGCAGAAGCAUUUCAACCGGCAGAUCCCCGCGGCGGCCUCGCUCAUCCAGACGGCAUGGAGGUGCUAUGCCGCCGAGAACCCUGACUCGGCCACCUGGAAAAUCUACGUGCGGAAGCCAGCCCGGGGCCACGCUCUGCUCUCCCCCAGCCCCAAGCCCAAGAAAUCUGCCAUGGUAAAGAAAAAAAAGUUCAAACUGGACAAAGACAACGGGGUGAGUCCGGGCGAGAAGAUGCUCACCGUCCCCCACAUCACCUACGACCCCGUCUCGGAGGAGCGGAGGCUGGACCACUUCUCGGUGGACAGCUACGAGGGUUCUGUGAAGAAACGCCCCACGGUGCUGGAGGUGAGCGCCACCCACUUCACGAGGACCAACAGCUUCACUGAGGACCUGGACCUGGAGGGGGAGACACUGCUGACCCCCAUCACCCACGUGUCGCAGCUGCGGGAGCACCACCGGGCCACCAUCCGGGUCAUUCGGCGCAUGCAGUACUUCGUGGCCAAGAAGAAAUUCCAGCAAGCGCGGAAGCCCUACGACGUGCGGGACGUCAUCGAGCAAUACUCGCAGGGCCACCUCAACCUCAUGGUGCGCAUCAAAGAGCUGCAGAGAAGGCUGGACCAAUCCAUCGGGAAGCCCUCCCUCUUCAUCUCCGUCUCAGAAAAGAGCAAGGACCGCGGCAGCAAUACCAUCGGCGCCCGCCUGGGCCGGCUGGAAGACAAGGUGACACAGCUGGACCAGCGGCUGAUUCUCAUCACAGACAUGCUCCACCAGCUUCUCUCUCUGCACCAGAGCGGCCCCCCCGGCGGCCGGCCCCCCAGCGGAGGUGGCGCCCACCUGGUCCAGCCCUGCCGAGGCCCCAUCGACCCCGAGCUCUUCCUGCCCAGCAAUGCACUGCCCACCUACGAACAGCUGACCGUGCCCCACAGGGGCCCCGACGAGGGGUCCUGAUGGGGGCCUGGGGCCUGAGAGGGGAGGCCUGG
This is a messenger RNA of Miniopterus natalensis, 1745 nucleotides long. NCBI's taxonomy places the organism in Eukaryota, Metazoa, Chordata, Mammalia, Chiroptera, Miniopteridae. The record is from RefSeq and is a predicted model, not a curated record.